UCCAAAAAAGUUUUGGGAUAGGAAAAUGUUUCAUAUAUCAUCGUACUCUCUAUAUUCUACUUCGUAAAAGCAAUCCUCUCCUGUUUAAUUUGCGGUAUUCCGAGAUAAUAGAAGUAUAUUAAACGCAUUUUCUCAUUUACAAACGAGGCUGUUAAUGAACUGUACAUUUGUAAAUAGGUCAGGCACAUUACAUAAUUUUAAAACAAUAACAAUGUCCAAUUACUCAAGGUAUAUGCAUACCAAUAUCAAAGUUGAUACUGAUAAAUACUAAUACUGACAAUAAACUUUAUGAUGCAAUUGAUAAUGAUUAAUUGUGGUGAAACGUGAAACUGUAAACGUGCUCACUUAGUAUUCAAUCAUAACUAAGGUCUAAGGAGGAAAACUGCCAAUUGGGUAACCACAACCUACAUUGUUCUUGGUAGUCUAAUUUGCACACCGACAGCCCAUUUAUUUUCUUUUAGAUAACUAUGGCAAGAUACUGAACGACUAGGUUGUACACCCGCAGUUACUGUUUGGUUGCUUUGUAAGGUGAUUGGUGAUGUGUUGAAUUCCGCGAAUUCCAGUGUUCAAGGUCGUGUGAUGUUCAUUUUCUGUUUGGUUUUGUUCGCUGCCUUAAAGUGCCAAAGUUGUGCUCCCUAUCUUCUUCGUAGAGUCAGCAAGGACAGUUUCGUUGUGUUGGAUACCCCAAUGCGCUCCUGCCCCCCGGGCCAGAAGAGGGAUUCUGACGGUAACUGCCGCCCCUUGGUCGAGGAAAAUCCGUACCAAGGGGGGUCGGGUAGACCUGGUACCACGGGAGGUGGGCAGAGUAACACAGACUUUGGAAAUAAUCAGCAACACGGGAGUGUAGGCAGUAACCAUUAUGCUGAUAACAGUGAAAGGCCUUCCAGCAUUAACGGUGACAGUCACGACAACAGUUAUCAGCAACAAGGGAGCACCAGCAGCAACCGGUUUCCUGACGGUUUCAACAGGCCCUCCAGCAACCACAAUGAUAGAGGCAUCCACUCUCCUUCAAACCGUUACAUCCAUGCAGCUCAAUAUUGACCUAGCUCGGAGUUAUGGAGACAAUAUUGUUAAU
Homalodisca vitripennis (glassy-winged sharpshooter) is the source of this 1075-nucleotide messenger RNA. RefSeq lists its product as uncharacterized. The record is from RefSeq and is a predicted model, not a curated record. Lineage: Eukaryota; Metazoa; Arthropoda; Insecta; Hemiptera; Cicadellidae. The transcript is spliced from 2 exons. The coding region runs from base 580 to 1041 and encodes 153 amino acids.